CCAGAGCCUAAGGUUGUUUUGGCAAGUGUACCUGACUUGGAGUGUGGGUACUCUAGGGACCUUUUGCUGCAGUGGUGUAAUAAACCUAACAACAGUAUUAUUCUGACCAGCAGAAGUGCACCAGGAACAAUAUCAAGAGAUUUCAUACAAAACAGCCAAAUGAAGAAGCUUUGGCUAAAGGUUAAGAAGAGGGUUCCUUUAGAACGGGAUGAAUUAGAAGCUUAUCGUAGGAAAGAAAAGGAACAAGAAGAACUUGAAAAGGCAGCAAGAUCCAAGUAACUACUCCAUUUUGUU
Anneissia japonica is the source of this 294-nucleotide messenger RNA. Its product is annotated as cleavage and polyadenylation specificity factor subunit 2-like. The record is from RefSeq and is a predicted model, not a curated record. The annotation marks the transcript as partial. The transcript has 3 exons. Lineage: Eukaryota; Metazoa; Echinodermata; Crinoidea; Comatulida; Comatulidae. Gene Ontology annotation, cellular component: mRNA cleavage and polyadenylation specificity factor complex. Gene Ontology annotation, molecular function: RNA binding. Gene Ontology annotation, biological process: mRNA 3'-end processing by stem-loop binding and cleavage.